AGUGCUUGAAACUCAAAUAUUUAUUUGGUGCUCUUGCCUUUACCUUUGCACCCCUUUCCAUUCCGGAUUUUAGAGGCCAGUGUAAGUGCACAGGAGCUACACAGGAAAAGAGCCCUGUUAGAGGAACUUGCUGUUUCCAAGCUGCUCUUUCUGGAGAAGUCAGCAAGAGCCGACAGACAAACAGGCUUCUGAGAGAGCAAAGUGUGCUGUACUGGCUUUAGUGGCCCACAGCACCAGCGGGAUAGCAUCAGCUCUGUAAACUGACCAGGCACUAUCCCAAAGAAGACAAGACAGCACAGCCUGCUACCGUGAUAACAAAACAAAACGAAAAGCCCGCUCCAGGAGCUUCAGAAGGAGCAAACACUUCCGGAGCAAAAAAAACAAAUAAAAACCGGGCCAUCUGAGCGGUUGAGAGCAGCGCAGAGCUCCGGUCCGGAGGAGCAGCCCUCGGCCGCCCCGCCCCAGGUCGGCCAUGCGGUUGCCUCACACGGCGGCCCGCCUGCUGCCACCGCUCCGUGAGGGGGUCGCUCUGCAUCCGCGACGCGGAGCCACACGGACACCGGAGCAGUUCCUCUCUCCGAAGCUGGAAAAUAAAACCAAAGGGAAGCUCCAAAAGCAAGUCUGUCAAGUUGUUCUGGACCACUUUGAGAAGCAGUACUCGGCAGAGCUGGGAGAUGUGUGGAGCAGCGUCAGAGAUGUACUCACAUACCCAUCGUGCUGGCAGCACGCCGUCCUGCUCAACAAAUUCAGCCACGCUGCUGACCUGGAGGACACCUUGUGUGCACAGGGAUAUCAUCCUGCCUUCAGUGCAACUUUGCCCUAUCUUCCAAGAUCACUGAAGUGUUACGUCAGUAGAACUCCGGGGAGGUUCCCUUCACAAAAACAUCAGACGGGUAGACUGAAAGAAUAUUAUCUACUCAAUGCUGCUUCUGUGUUACCAGUGCUGGCAUUAGAGGUGAAGGAUGGGGAAGACGUUUUGGAUCUCUGUGCUGCGCCAGGGGGUAAAUCGAUUGUGAUUCUACAGUGUGCCUCUCCAGGUCAAUUUCACUGUAAUGAGUACGACGAGUUGAGGUUCAGGUGGUUGAGACAGACAAUGGAAUCCUUCAUCCCACAUCCUCAGUUUGACUUAAUAACCAUCUCUAACCUGGAUGGUAGACAGAUUGGAGAACUUAAGCCUGAGUUCUUUGACAAGAUCCUGGUUGAUGCUCCUUGUUCAAAUGACAGAAGUUGGUUAUUCUCUUUUGAUAUUCAGCAAGCUACGCUUAGGUUACUACGAAGGAGAGAGUUGUCUGUUCUGCAGUUCCAAUUGCUAAGGUCUGCUAUUAAAGCACUGCGUCCCGGUGGAUCCCUGGUCUACUCUACGUGCACUCUCUCAAAGGCGGAGAACAGCGAUGUAAUAAAUCUCAUUCUAAACUCCUGCUCUAACGUUAUUCCUGUAGAUAUACGUGAAAUUGCCAAAGCUGUUUCCCAGGAAUUCACUUUUCACAGUGAUACACAACAGCAUGAGCUUCUGGUUCUGCCAGAGAAAGGGAGAGCGUGGGGCCCAAUGUAUGUGGCUAAAUUAAGGAAAAUUCAGUCCACGUGAUGCCUGUUUCACUGAUUAGUGAAUAAGCCGUAUUUAUUUCUACUGUGCUGUGUGUGUUUGAACACGUCCAAGUCAACCGAAUUUAGAGCUUUGAUGUUUUGUAUAUGCAGCUCCCUAAUAAGAUGUAAAUGAAAUGUAACCUGGUUACCUGAAAAUACAAAAUGUGUUUUUUAAUACAAACUUGGGGGCUUCUGCAAAAUCAGAGCCCAGCGGUAUUUUCCAGGUGAUGUUCUUAAAUGGAUUUCUAUUCCAGAGUAGAGGCCUAUGUCCUACAUGGUGCUUUUUGUACUGUUUUUAAAUUACUAAUUCAGAUUAAAUGCAGUAUAUUUUUUCAAAAAUGGUGUGAAUUGGUGCCUGUUUCUGAAGUCACUGAAAUCCUGCAUUAGUUUUUGAAGAUAUCUUGUUUGAAUUGUGUUUUUUCUUGUAGGAGCUGCUUUGUAUGCAGAGUUGAUCAUCUCAAGCUCUGCCUAUUCCUAGUAAUGGCAAAACAGGGGUAAUAUUAGUUAGGUUUGUUACUGCUUGAAAACUCUCUUAUAUUUAGCUGCUGACCUUUGCAGCUGUACAUCAACACCAGCUUGUUUUUAGCUUAGAAAAAUAAUUUAUGUGUUUGAAAGGUCUUUAUAACAGUGGAUUUAGAUGUGUUUCGCUUUGAUACUUAGUUUGUGACAUAAUGCAGUAUAUCAAGCUGGCUAUAGAGCACCUAGAACUGGAAUGAUUAAUAACUGCAGUAGUGGUAACUGUAUUCAGACAGUUUUGUUACACGAUUGCACUCAUUAUGAACAAAAUAAUCUGAAAAGGUGGUUUAUACCCCGAGUUAAGGAAUGUUAAAUGAAUUUGUGAUGGCACGUGUGGUAUGUACAGAAGGAGAUUCAAUGCGAAGAGUAUGUAUUAAUGUUCUCUUAAGUUUCCUCAGUUCUGCUAUACAGUGCUGUAGAGAAAUAUGGCUAUAUAGACAGGUACGUACAUGUUCAUGCAUAUACACAGAAAAGCCAUAUUUUCCAGUAUAAUGUCUAUUGACUGGGUGUGUAAAGCACGGAUAUGUCAGUGCUUGGCUUUUGCCUGUGAAUAAGUCAUCUAACAGUGUAUCUGCUUGGUUGGAUGCCUGUGAUCAAGAAGAAUGGAGCCCUUCUGUGCCACUCUUAACAAAGAGAUGAAGUUGUUUCCCUGACUGAAGUUUAUAGUAAGUUUUUAAGGAAUGGUGUUGUAAAGAGUGGCUGCUUUUCUGUGAGGUGGAUGGCACGUGUUUCAGGUUUGUGUGACUGCAUACAUACGGUUAUUUCAUAUUUUGUGUAUGUGUAUUUGUGUGUGUACACAUUUGUAACUGAUUUUCCCAAUCAAAACCAAGAUUUAAUGCAGAUUUCUUUUUAUUUUGAAUACAGAAGGACAUUGGAUUGUAAAUACUGGAAAAAAAUAAUUAAAAUAAUUAUCAAUUCAGCACCUCAUUAACAAAGGUGAGAAUAAUGUUGAUUACGUGAGGUCUUCUCUCCGAAGCUCCAUUGGAAUGCAGUAAUUCUGCAGCAGUUUCUCCAGGAGUUCUAUUAUGACAAGCUGAAAAAUGCUUGUUACCGUUAUGAGUAAACUACCUUUUGUCUCCAGAAUGGGAAUGCUGGGAACCUCCUGGGUCUACUGUUUAGAGCAGUGAGAAGGCAGUGUUCAAAACGGUGAAAGCUGAAGAGUAGAAAGAUCUUUGUUGCUUAAAAACAGAUGCUGUUCUUCAGCAGUAGCCUUUGGUUCUUCGGGUCCCUUUGAAUGAGAAGAAAAUGGUUGGGGCGGUUUGCCCUCAAACAAUAUCUCACUGCUGUUCCUACUGCUGAAGCAAAUAAAUGCGAGAAGUACUCUUCUCCUUUGGUACAUGGAUUUCCAGUUAGAUUCUCCCCUCACUUUGCGAUGGAAAAUGUUUGAGGUGCCCCAAUAGUAGUAAAUUUACAGCAGUAUCUCUGAAAGCUUGAGGCAGAGAAGUCACUAAUGUAUGCAGAUGAUGAGACUGUGUUCCUUUGAAAAAUCCGAACAGCAUCUGCCCCAGAAACAUUAAAUGUAAUGUCUGAAUUUGGAGUCAUCUCAGGCGACUGGAAGAAAUAACAAUACCCUUGUCAAAAUGCUUUCCAUCAGUUUUAUUUGCCCUGUGGAAAUUGAAAUGGAAAGUGUAGAAUGUAACAUUCAGGAAUGGAAUUAAAAUAUGUGAUUAAACUGAAUAGUUGAGGGAAAUGUGGGCUAGGUAAUCACGCAAUGAAUAAAGGAAUCCUUGAAAACUGAA
Coturnix japonica (Japanese quail) is the source of this 3839-nucleotide messenger RNA. It is a transcript of the gene NSUN3, whose product is annotated as NOP2/Sun RNA methyltransferase 3. Lineage: Eukaryota; Metazoa; Chordata; Aves; Galliformes; Phasianidae. The record is from RefSeq and is a predicted model, not a curated record. Gene Ontology annotation, biological process: rRNA methylation. Gene Ontology annotation, cellular component: mitochondrial large ribosomal subunit. Gene Ontology annotation, molecular function: RNA methyltransferase activity.